Messenger RNA from Camellia sinensis, 1785 nucleotides. Its product is annotated as cytochrome P450 81C13-like. NCBI's taxonomy places the organism in Eukaryota, Viridiplantae, Streptophyta, Magnoliopsida, Ericales, Theaceae. The record is from RefSeq and is a predicted model, not a curated record. Gene Ontology annotation, molecular function: iron ion binding; heme binding; monooxygenase activity.
UUUUUUCCUUCUAAGUGCUAGAUCAUAGUUAAAUGUGUCAUCCGGGUGACGAAGCAUGUUGUAAGCUAGCUUGAAGCUUGAUAUGAAGAUCCAUAUAUUCAGUGGAAACACUCUUUGUUAAGAACCAAAGAUUUUGAAGAAACCAAUCAAUCAAACAGGCUGAAAAGAAAAAGUAAGAAGAAGAAGAAAAGUAAAAAAUAAAAACACCAAAACGACGUCAUUUUGGAUGUGCAGCAAGGAAGGCUGCAGAAAAGUGCGGCCGAUGAUCCAAGCUCAGCUAUAAUAAGGGUGUCUUUGAUGCCGUGUCUAACUUCACAUUCAAAUUAAUUCCUGGAUCACAACCAAACUUUCCAAAUUUAUCACUCAACUUGCUUCCCUAUGCCAUGGAAAACUUGCCCUAUUACUUGGCUCUGCUACUCUUCUCACUCGUCAUAUUCAAACACUUCUUCCAUCGCAAUUCCAAAUUACCACCAAGCCCCUUCGCUCUCCCCAUAAUCAGCCACCUUCACCUCAUCAAAAACUCACCCCAGGAAGCAUUAAAUCACUUAUCAUCCAAGCACAGCCCUAUUUUGUUUCACUGAUUCGGCUCUCGGCCUACCCUCGUCGUCUCCUCUCUCUCCGCCGUCGAAGAAUGCUUCACCAAGAACGACGUCGUAUUCGCGAACCGCCCUCGAUCGAUCGUCGGCAAUUACUUAACCUACAAUUACACCGCCGUCGUGUGGGCUCCGUACGGCGACCUGUGGCGGAGCCUCCGCCGCCGCACCGUCAUCGAACUCUUCUCUUCCAAAAGCCUCCAGAGGUCCUCGAUCGUCCGCGAACAAGAAAUUUGUAACAUUCUCUCUCACUUGAUGAAGAUUGGGAAUUGAGAGGUGGAUUUGGAGUACUAGUUCACUCUAUUGACAUUCAAUAUGAUGACGAGGCUUGUUGCUGGUGAUCGAUGCGUGAGGGAUGAGGAUGCAGGGAUGGAAUUGGGGAAGCGAUUUGUUGAAGGAUUGAAGGAGAAGUUUCUUAGGAGUUCGCCGUCGAAUUUGUGCGAUUACGUUCCGAUGUUGAGAUGGAUUGAUUACGGAGGGGUGAAGCAGAGUAUGGUGAUUUUGCAAAAGAAGAGAGAUGAGUUUUUGCAGGGUUUGAUUGAUCAAGUUCGGCAAAAGAGAGCCGAUAAGGGAGGCGAUAAGAAAACAUUGAUCGGAACUCUGUUAUGCCUCCAAGAAUCGGAACUUGAUUUUUAUACAGAUGAUCUCAUCAAGAGUUUAAUACUGGUGAUGUUUUUGGGAGCAACAGGAACAUCAAUAGUCACGAUGGAACGGGCAGUGUCGUUUCUUUUAAAUCAUCCGUCGACGUUCCAGAAGGCCAGAGCAGAGAUUGACAACCAAGUCCUGUUUUGGGAAGGGCCAUAAAAAGCCACGUUUUUUUAUCAUUUUCCAAAAACGCAAGUGGUCAAAACCGUAAGGCUGGAGCUUUAGAGGUUGUGUGCAUUCCAAGAAAAAAUGCACUUGAACUCCUGUCUCAAUUUCAAAAUUGAAGUGUGCUAAUGGAUCUAUAUUUUUAGCUAGUUAUGAUUAGGCUAGUCAACGAAUCAAAUUUUCCAUAAUUCGAAUCCCAUCUUUUUUCUUUUUUCUUUUUUUUUUAUCAGAAGAAAUAUGUCAUUAGAAAGCCAAUCGGCACUUACAAGAGUCCAAAUAAUCCAAAACUUACACCAAACAAAUUGAAAAUAAGGCAAUAAGCACCAAGGAAGAAAACUACGAAAAAAUUCAGACGUACAUAUCGUAUUGGAUUUGGAUGUGA